CUGCUGUUGGCUUGAAGUCUGGAGUCACCAGUUGCUAGCCUACUCACAGCCUACACAGAAUGAAAUGCUGCGUCUGCUGGCUGCCAGAUCAUUAGCCAUAUCAGGAGCCAACAUAUUCAAGUUUGCUUGUACCUGCAGAGAUGUCGCUGGCCUUGAAAAACUUCUCUCCAGUAUAUUGAGAGCAAGUCUACAACUGUUGGAAGAUACUGAAGCUGAAGUGAGACAGCUUGUGUCAAGCUUUCUCUGCCAGACUUCCAGCCUCAACACACUGACAGGCACCUGGUGUUACCCGGCUCUGUCACAAUUAGUUAUUGCAGAGCUGUGCUGGAACUCAGACCUUGUGGACACUCUCACUGAAGUGUUGUACACUCCAGGGCAAUUAGGCUUGGCCAUUGAUGCUGCUUUCAGCCUCAGGCGGCAAGUGUUGUUUGAACCGGAGACCACCAGUUGUUUGUCAGAAUGUCACAUCCGUCAAAUCUGGGCCUACAACACUCUCCAGAUGUUAGCUGCUACUACUAGCAGUCCAGUCUUGCAGCAAGUGCAGGCUGCAGUCCGGUGUGCCAGAGAUGAUCUCAACUCUAACAUGGAUCUCAUCAGGGACAAUCUGUGUGAGUUCCCAUUAUUCAACAUCAGCCACAAUGAGGGUGUCAUUUCAUCACUUCUUGGAGUGCUCCUCCUCAUUUGCCUGCAUGGAACAAUGUUCACUGAAGACAGACAAGACACAGAUAGCAAGAGCUUGCCAGAACUUGUUCAGUCUUUACUUAAG
This is a messenger RNA of Candidula unifasciata, 766 nucleotides long. The record is from the annotation of a GenBank genome assembly. Lineage: Eukaryota; Metazoa; Mollusca; Gastropoda; Stylommatophora; Geomitridae.